AUGGGGUACCAACUGGACGGUGCGCCAACCGCGGAGUGCCUGCCCUUUGAGGACGACUACGUUGACUGGGCCGGCUAUUGGAGUAACCCUCCCCCCUCUUGCAUCGCCGUGCAGUGCGAGCAGCCGACAGCUCCUGAGAACGGUGCUAUGAGUGGCGACACCCGGUACCAGAGCGUGAUCCAGUUCCGGUGUCAGAGGGGGUACGAAAUUGAAGGUGAUGAGAGAAUCACCUGCCAGGCAGACGGUACAUGGAGCGGCAACGUUCCAGUCUGCAGAGACAUCGACGGCUGCUCCCCCAACCCCUGUGCCCCCCGGGCCACCUGUACGGACACCCCUGCCCCCGGGAUCGGCGCCACCUGCACGUGUGAACCCGGAUAUGAGGGGGACGGGACUGCAGAUGGAACAGGAUGUAACGCCGUGCGAUGUUCACAGCCGGUACCUCCAGCUAACGGCGACAUGUCCUGGUCCCACACCUACAUGGAGGAGGUCGUGUUCACCUGUCGUGAGGGAUACAGACUCGUAGGUGCUCGGAGCGUCACGUGCCAGCAUGACCGCACGUGGAGCGACAGUUUCCCGACGUGUACAGACAUCGACGGCUGUUCCCCCAACCCCUGUGCCCCCCUGGCCACCUGUGCUGAUGUCCUCGCCCCCGGGACCGGCGCAACCUGCACGUGUGCAGCCGGAUAUGACGGGGACGGGACCUCGGAAGGAACAGGAUGCACAGGGCGGCUGGACCUGGUGUUUACGAAUGUUGGGGUGGACCACGUCACCGUGACCUGGACUGGUCCGGAUGACCUGGACAUUGCGGGGUACCAGGUCCGUUACAGUCACGGCGGCGGGCCAUACCGGGACCUUGUCCCGCCGCCCGACCCCAACAGCACCGCGGCAACAGUGCGGGGACUGUGGGCAGACACGGAGUACACGGUCGUGGUUACGUCUCUCGGGGAAGGUGGCGAGAAGAAUGGAGAAGGCAACGGGGUGGUGACAACGGCUAAGGUGGUGGUGGAUGUGGAAUGCUCAGAGGGAACCAUGAGGGUUUCCAUACCGCUGGCCGCACUGCCAGGUGUGGACCUGAACAGCUUGCACCUGCUGGACCACACCUGUAUGGCCACCGUCGGUCCAGCUGCGGUCACCUUGGAGACUGGUCUGACGGAGUGCGGGACUAUUAAACAAGCAAAUACGGAAUAUGACAAGUUCAUCUUCAUGAACGAGGUUAUCUCUGAGCAAGUGACUCUUGAGAACGGGGCUGUGAGGGGCACUGACUUCAGGCGGAGGUUUCAGUGCGAGUUCCACCGGCAGUUCGUCAUCUCACAGGGACGGGAGAUCAUGUAUAACAUCCCCUCACCAAGUGUGGAAAUCGUGGAUGCGGACGACAUCUUGACCUUCAACUUGAACAUGUUCACUUCGGCAGACUUCAGCACCAUGUACGACUCCUCCGACUUUCCUUUGGUGAUGAGCUCCUCGGACCGGCUGUAUUUCGGACUGAGUCUGGACACGGAGCUGGACGUACUGGAACUGUUCGCGCUGCAGUGCGUGGCCACGCCCACCACGGACCCGACCGCCGAGCCCAACGUCCGGGUCAUUCACGAAGGAAAUGUCCAAAUGUCCUCCUAUUCUUUUCCUGUCCUCUGCUACAGUUGCCAUUUGGACCCGACCAUAACAAAGGACGACACCCGGUCCAGCGACACAGCCUUGUACUACUCCGUCGAUGCCUUCACUAUUCCCAACGCUGAUGAUUCCCGCCUGGUGUACUUCCAUUGCACCAUGCUGGUCUGCCUGAAGGACGACCCAGACUCGCGGUGCAAGCAGGGAUGUAUCUCCUCACGACGCAGGCGCGCUCUGACGCAAGAGAUCCGACCUUCGACCGCUCUUGGCAAGACCCAAGCUCCGACCGCCCUCGGUAAGACCCGAGCUCCGACCGACCUCGGCAAGACCCAACCUCCGACCGACCUCGGCAAGAUCCGAGUCCGCCGCGAGAGCAUCACCGAACGCCGGGCCAACAUCUCCCAGGGACCGAUCAUUAUUGCGGAUGGGCAUGAUGACCACGUCUUCCCAACCAUCGGGGUUGCGAUGGGAACCGUGGGUGCCGUCCUGGGUGUCAUGCUGCUCGUGGCCGCACUGGGGCGCGGCAGGAAGAAGCGUGAUCAGGACAUCAAAGAGAUGGCGGCUGAGCGUUGUGUCGUGCUGGACAACAGCGCCUUCCUCUCUAUGGAACAGAUGAAGCGAUGGGGCGCCAACCCUGCUUACGACCCGGAGUAGGCAUUGGAAUCUGAGACUUAAAUAAGCAUCUAUAUUCUCUUCUGAGCCUUUC
Molecule: messenger RNA, 2311 nt
Organism: Branchiostoma floridae (Florida lancelet)
Lineage: Eukaryota; Metazoa; Chordata; Leptocardii; Amphioxiformes; Branchiostomatidae
Exons: 15
Coding region: 1-2259 (752 amino acids)
Molecular function (GO): calcium ion binding; protein binding
Source: RefSeq, a predicted model, not a curated record